Messenger RNA from Pelobates cultripes (western spadefoot toad), 11531 nucleotides. NCBI's taxonomy places the organism in Eukaryota, Metazoa, Chordata, Amphibia, Anura, Pelobatidae. The record is from the annotation of a GenBank genome assembly.
CUAUAUGGCUCGGCACAUCGUUGCUUCCAUUAAUGGAGUGCAUGCUGACUAUAUGGCUCGGCACAUCAUUGCUUCCAUUAAUGGAGUGCAUGCUGACUAUAUGGCUCGGCACAUCAUUGCUUCCAUUAAUGGAGUGCAUGCUGCUAUAUGGCUCGGCACAUCAUUGCUUCCAUUAAUGGAGUGCAUGCUGACUAUAUGGCUCGGCACAUCAUUGCUUCCAUUAAUGGAGUGCAUGCUGGCUAUAUGGCUCGGCACAUCAUUGCUUCCAUUAAUGGAGUGCAUGCUGACUAUAUGGCUCGGCACAUCAUUGCUUCCAUUAAUGGAGUGCAUGCUGGCUAUAUGGCUCGGCACAUCAUUGCUUCCAUUAAUGGAGUGCAUGCUGACUAUAUGGCUCGGCACAUCAUUGCUUCCAUUAAUGGAGUGCAUGCUGGCUAUAUAGCUCGGCACAUCAUUGCUUUCAUUAAUGGAGUGCAUGCUGACUAUUUGGCUUGGCACAUCAUUGCUUCCAUUAAUUGUGUCACUGGCACAAUAGCUCCGACUCAGCUCACUUCUCUAUUGUCCAAGCCUCAAACUUUGGGUGUAUAGAUGUAUACAUUGUGGGAACCAAAUUACUAGCAAAUACAUAGAUACACCCAAGUUUUAACAUUACGGGACAUUAGCAUGUCUUAAUGGGGUUCCUGUGCUGGAAUUACAUCAUCAGUGAAUACAAAUACAAAAAGAUAAAUCCUGCGCUCACUCCCAUCACUACUGGGCAGCAGCAAUGACUACAGUACACAUCAGCCCCAUCUUCAGUGCUGAAGUUACUGCUUCAGUUUCACAUGAGGUCACUGUGCAUGGAAAGCUAUCAUGGCAUCCAGAUAGGAAGGCGCACGGCAGGCUCCCCCAGAAAUCUGAUCCCCACAAUCUUCUACCAUCAAGGAAACCUCAUCAAACAUUAAAAAUGUCACUGAGCACAUAACAUUUUCAUGUUCUAUUAUUUUUAAACGCCCCAGAAGGUGUUUUUAUUAGUUUUUUUAAAACCAUAAUUUAAUUGUAAUUUGAAAAACAUUGUAUUCAUGCAGUUCACUUAAAACUUUUUUGUUCUUUCUGAAUAAAUUCCGUUACCAAAAAUGACAUUUUUAAAGGUAGUCAAUUUUAACCUGUUUAAUGUGUCUCUCACAUUAUUAUUAUUAGUAGUAUUUUUUUUUAAAGAACAAUUCAACAAUUUUAACUUGUUUAGUGAAAAGUUAUCAAGGGACCAUCUGUCACCUCUUCUUCAAAUAAAUUGUCACCUUUUUGCCAAAGUACAAACACAGAAUGUUAAAGUAAAUACGUUCAUAUCAAAGUCAGAGAAUAAAGCACAUUGGACACGUUAUUUGAACACUUUCCAGAGUAUUGAUCCCUGGGCCAAGUGCUCGCUAUCUUCGCUAUAUAAGGGUGCGGGGUCACUAGUCUGUACUGAAAAGUCACAAUGUUGAAGCUUGUGGUUCUUACUAUCUUCUUGGGCUACGGUAAGUUCAACAUUUAGUUUUAUUUUUAAUUCUAACAUAAUUAUGUUUCUGUGAAACAACAUCAAGCAUUGUUAUUAGAGUGAUAUAACAAGAAGACAAAAAAUAUAUAAGCAAAGCCCAUACUUCUUUUAUAAAAGUCACACAGCACAGUUUUCUUAUGACUUUGACUUUCUUCAAGUACAAAUGAAAUACUUUAAUUCUUAAACGGAACCUUCAGACCAGGACUGACCCAUUCUUUUUAAUGCAUUAUAUAGAUAACACAUUGACAAAUACACAAUUAAAUAAAAAAUGAUACAAAGAUACUCAGAAAUAUUUCCUACACAUUCCCAGGAUGUACAACUUCUACAAUACGCUCUUGUCAAAUCAGAAAGUGACUCCGCUCACUAAACGUUCUAGAAUACUGCCGUGUUUAUUCCAUAAGCAGCAUUUUAUGGACAAAAUAAGCCACAGUUCAAUUGCCAGUUUAAAAUAAUAAUAGCAGACUGGUCCACAUGCUUGGAGAGAGACCAUCUGAAAGGCAGUCACCCAGAACAGAGAAAUAAAGGACAGGGUUUGUUUUUUUGUUGGUGUGCGUUCAAUUUCCCAAUGACCCAUUACUAAUUGCCAAGAAUUUUGGUUCUUUUUAGUUCAUUAGAGAGGUUUUUUUUAAUAGACUGAACAUGAGGUGUCCUUUCCACAUCUCACUUGUCUUUUUCUAUAUUUUGCCCAAUCACUAGAUAUAUAUAAGUAUUGAUCUAAUAUCCGUGUCCUGUGUUUCAGCCUACGGCUGUGGGGUUCCCACCUAUCUGCCCAAUCUUUCCAGGGUGGUUAAUGGUGAAGAUGUGAGACCCAACAGCUGGCCAUGGCAGGUAAGAAGGGAGCGUGCAAAUUGCAGAUUUCCAUUCAGUAAUUGCUACAAAAUACUAAUUCUUAUGAAAUUCUCAACCUGUAGAUCUCACUGCAGUAUGAAGCAACCAGCGGCUGGGGACACACUUGUGGGGGAACUCUGAUCACCGAAAACUGGGUGCUGACUGCCGCCCACUGUAUCAGGUAUCCCUCGAUUAAUACAUGUAUUUCUCGUGUUUUGUAUUUUUUUAGUCAUUGUUUUUGCAUAUUGAUGAAUACAUUAAUUUGUUAGUUACUUUGUAGUUGUUUUUGGUUAAAUCCAUUGAAUGUUUCAUGUAUUUAUUUAGCCUAUAGCUGGUAGAAAAUCCAUUUAUUGUUUUUCUAGGGUUUUGUUUUGCUAUAUCAAUGUAUUAUACAUUUAUUUUUAAUGCAUUUGCAACGGUUUGGUUAAAAGGAAUAAAUAAUUCAUUUAUUGCUCAAUUUACUUUGUUCUUUUGUGAAUACAGUUGUUAUACAUUUAUUUCCUAGAUGUUUUGUUGUGCUUUCUUGAUGAUGGCUAACAGAUAAUAAUUAUUUGUGUUGCAGUUGCUUUAUUGUUUAACAUUUGCACUAGUCAGUAAACCUGUUCUUUUACCGUCCAUGGAUCUUUUGGCCAAACUGACCAAUUAUCCCAUCUCCUUCCUGCUCCUCAGCUCCCGAACAUACAGAGUAUUUCUGGGAAAACAUAACCUGAAGGAUGACGAACAAGGAUCCAUCGCUAUCUCACCUGAAAAAAUCAUCGUCCACGAGAAAUGGAACUCCUUCUUCAUCCUGUGAGUGUGGCGGGGGCUGAUUAGUGUUUUAAAAAAAAAAAAAAAAACAAAUUUAUUGAUGGAAGAAAUGUUUAGAACUAAUAAUAAUAGAUAAAAAGACAACAUUUACUAGUACGAAGAUUAAUCAAUAAUGAUAUAGCCUGUUGGGCAAAACAAUUACAAUACUACAAAAUAUAGAAUAAAUCAUUAGAUAAAUGUGAGCAGUUCUUUAUAUUUUUAGAAAUGAUCAAUUUGGUGCUUUACAACCUGAACCUGGGUGUGUUACCAAACAAGAGGAAAAUGAAAUGGAAAAAAGGGAAAACUAUUAGACAGGUGUUUAUUAGGUAAUAAUAUCCUUAAAUGUAAAUAUCCACACAGUAUGAUCACACUAUAAUGGUCAAUAUAAGAGUCAUUGCUGACCUAGGACCCGUAAUGGCCAAUAUAGGAGUCAUUGCUGACCUAGGACCUUUAAUGGUCAAUAUAGGAGUCAUUGCUGACCUAGGACCUUUAAUGGUCAAUAUAGGAGUCAUUGCUGACCUAGGACCUUUAAUGGUCAAUACAGGAGUCAUUGCUGACCAAGGACCUGUAAUGGCCAAUAUAGGAGUCAUUGCUGACCUAGGACCUUUAAUGGUCAAUAUAGGAGUCAUUGCUGGCCUAGGACCUGUAAUGGCUAAUAUAGGAGUCAUUGCUGGCCUAGGACCUAUAAUGGCCAAUAUAGGAGUCAUUGCUGGCCUAGGACCUAUAAUGGCCAAUAUAGGAGUCAUUGCUGGCCUAGGACCUAUAAUGGCCAAUAUAGGAGUCAUUGCUGACCUAGGACCUUUAAUGGUCAAUAUAAGAGUCAUUGCUGGCCUAGGACCUAUAAUGGUCAAUAUAGGAGUCAUUGCUGGCCUGGGACCUGUAAUGGCCAAUAUAGGAGUCAUUGCUGACCUAGGACCUUUAAUGGUCAAUAUAAGAGUCAUUGCUGACCUAGGACCUAUAAUGGCCAAUAUAGGAGUCAUUGCUGACCUAGGACCUGUAAUGGCCAAUAUAGGAGUCAUUGCUGACCUAGGACCUGUAAUGGUCAAUAUAGGAGUCAUUGCUGACCUAGGACCUAUAAUGGCCAAAUAUAGGAGUCAUUGCUGACCUAGGACCUGUAAUGGCCAAUAUAGGAGUCAUUGCUGACCUAGGACCUUUAAUGGUCAAUAUAGGAGUCAUUGCUGACCUAGGACCUAUAAUGGUCAAUAUAGGAGUCAUUGCUGACCUAGGACCCGUAAUGGCCAAUAUAGGAGUCAUUGCUGACCUAGGACCUACAAUGGCCAAUAUAGGAGUCAUUGCUGACCUAGGACCUAUAAUGGUCAAUAUAGGAGUCAUUGCUGACCUAGGACCUAUAAUGGUCAAUAUAGGAGUCAUUGCUGACCUAGGACCUAUAAUGGUCAAUAUAGGAGUCAUUGCUGACCUAGGACCUGUAAUGGUCAAUAUAGGAGUCAUUGCUGACCUAGGACCUGUAAUGGUCAAUAUAUGAGUCAUUGCUGACCUAGGACCUAUAAUGGCCAAUAUAGGUGUCACUGCUGGCCUAGGACCUGUAAUGGUCACUAUAGGAGUCAUUGCUGACCUAGGACCUGUAAUGGUCAAUACAGGAGUCAUUGCUGACCAAGGACCUAUAAUGGUCAAUAUAGGAGUCAUUGCUGGCCUAGGACCUGUAAUGGUCACUAUAUGAGUCACUGCUGACCUAGGACCUAUAAUGGUCAAUACAGGAGUCAUUGCUGAUCAAGGACCUAUAAUGGUCAAUAUAGGAGUCAUUGCUGGCCUAGGACCUGUAAUGGUCAAGAUAAGGCAUUCGUAAGAUAAGGCUAGGGACUAAUGAAAGUAUUUAGAAAAUUGGGCAGACUAGAUGGGCCGAAUGGUUCUUAUCUGCCGUCACAUUCUAUGUUUCUAUGUCAAUAUAGGAGUCAUUGCUGACAUAGGACCUGUAAUGGUCAAUAUAUGACUCAUUGCUGGCCUAGGACCUAUAACGGUCAAUAUAUGACUCAUUGCUGGCCUAGGACCUAUAACGGUCAAUAUAGGAGUCAUUGCUGGCAUAGGACUUAUAAUGGUCAAUAUAGGAGUCAUUGCUGGCCUAGGACUUAUAAUGGUCAAUAUAGGAGUCAUUGCUGGCCUAGGACUUAUAACGGUCAAUAUAGGAGUCAUUGCUGGCCUAGGACCUAUAAUGGUCAAUAUAGGAGUCAUUGCUGACCUAGGACCUAUAACGGUCAAUAUAAGAGUCAUUGCUGACCUAGGACCUAUAACGGUCAAUAUAGGAGUCAUUGCUGGCCUAGGAUUUAUAACGGUCAAUAUAGGAGUCAUUGCUGGCCUAUGACCUAUAAUGGUCAAUAUAGGAGUCAUUGCUGGCCUAGGACCUAUAAUGGUCAAUAUAGGAGUCAUUGCUGGCCUAAGACCUAUAAUGGUCAAUAUAGGAGUCAUUGCUGGCCUAGGACCUAUAAUGGUCAAUAUAGGAGUCAUUGCUGGCCUAGGACCUAUAAUGGUCAAUAUAGGAGUCAUUGCUGGCCUAAGACCUAUAAUGGUCAAUAUAGGAAUCAUUGCUGACCUAGGACCUAUAAUGGUCAAUAUAGGAGUCAUUGCUGGCCUAGGACCUAUAAUGGUCAAUAUAGGAGUCAUUGCUGGCCUAAGACCUAUAAUGGUCAAUAUAGGAAUCAUUGCUGACCUAGGACCUAUAAUGGUCAAUAUAGGAAUCAUUGCUGGGCUAGGUUCUCUAAGGAAAGUCUCUAAGCACCAUAAUCACUGCUGCCAGCUUUAGUGCUUAUUGGAUGUCAGAAGUGCCCAGGCGGCAUCCCAUAUGAAUUUGUUAAGCCGUUUUAGAUCAAUUAGGUCCGGCCAGGGCUGCUGCAGUGAUCCUUUAACAAUGUAACAUUCUGAGUGUAACCUACCAGCACUGACACAUUGUAACAUUAUUGGAGGGACAUUUAUUUCACAAUGCUCUCUCUGUGUAGCUAGAAAACACUAAUAUUCUGCAUCUUUGCCACAGCAACGACAUUGCCCUGAUUAAACUGGCAGAGCCUGUGCCUCUGAGUGAUAAGAUCCAGCCCGCCUGUUUGCCCGCUGACGGUGCCCUCCUGAGCAAUAAUUUCCCCUGCUACGUUACUGGAUGGGGGCGUCUUUACAGUAAGAUAUAGCCUUAGAAAUUAAUCGUCAUUUCAGCAUAUACUGAAAACCAUCAGGGCCGGACUGGGGAUACAAAGCAGCCCUGGAAAAAAAAUUUGUGCCAGCCCCAUAAGUCACUGCGCCAUAUAUUGUCGCGUGUAAUAUGUAAGGCUAUGUCUUGCCAGGACAGAUGAUUGUUUAAUUAUACAGUAAGCAUACUCACAUGCAGACACAGGCAAUUUCACUGACAUCUCAAUGACACACAGCCUCAUAGACAAACAAUCUCACUGAUAUACAUCAGCUCAUUGACAUAAAAACACAAGCUCACUCACUAGCAGACGCACACACACAGCUUAAUGUGGUGGUACUGGUGUCUAUAGCCUGUCCCUACAGGCUUUUCAACGUAAACACUGACUUUUCAGAGAAAAGGCAGUGUUUACAUUGCUUCAAAGUGACACUGCUAGUGACAGUCACUCAGACGGUCACUAGAGGUGCUUCCUGUGUUAGUGCACCUACAUUCAGGGCCUCCACACUCUGUAGGUGCUGAACGUUCCCCAUAGAGAUACAUUGAUUCAAUGCAUCUCUAUGAGGAGAUGCUGAUUGGAGUGGCGUUUUGAAGCCAAUCCUAUGGCAAAGCAUUGGAUUGGCUGAGAUCAUCAAGCUUGAUGAUCUCAGCUAUAGAGGCAGGGCCAGUCGAGGGGAGACCAGCACGCUGCGUGGGGAAAAAAAGGUGAGCAAAAACACUAUUUUUAAACACACAUAUACACCAUGACAGACACAGAAACACACAUAUACCAUGACAGAUACACACCCCAUGACAGACACACACACACCAUGACAGACCAUGACAUAGACAGGCCAUGACACAGACAGACCCACACACACACAUGACACAGACAGACACACACCCCGUGACAGACAGAUACACACACACCCCGUGACUGACAGACAGACACACACCCCGACACAGACAGACACACACCCCGUGACAGACAGACACACACACACCCCGUGACAGACAGACACACACACCCCGUGACAGACAGACACACACACACCCCGUGACAGACAGACACACACACACCCCGUGACAGACAGACACACACACACCCCGUGACGGACAGACACACACUCCAUGACGGACAGACAGACACCCCAUGACGGACAGACAGGCACACCAUGACACAGACAGGCACACACCCCAUGACGGACAGACACACACCCUGUAGCGGAGGCCUGGUAUUUCACAGGUUAACUCCACUAAGAUCCCAGUGAGGCUCAGGAACAAGUGAUGAGAAAUCCCAUGAAGUAAUAAUCCCAGCAAGCAAGGUAAUCCACGAAUAUUCCCAUACAGAUCCCAAUGACUGGACAACACACAGCAUGAGGAGCAGAACUGACUUUUAUUCCACACAACCUCCUUUUAAGCAUUUCUCCCAUGCAAGGGAGGGAUUCACAUUCAUUAGUACAGUACCCAAUGAAAUAGCAGUUACCUCCCACACAUCUCCUCCCCUUAGUAUGACACCUAAUCCCAUUAUACAGGUUACAGUUUUCCCCAAGUUCUAGAUGUACCCCAAGAUUAGCAGGUACACCCAUACUUUGGUAGCCCUGAUCUGGGUGACUAAGAUAUCUAAAAUUCACCCAGAUCAGACCAGGGGUUCGGGAGUUAGGUGGAGGGUGAAAUUUGACCGACCACACAUGAGGUGGUAUCCAAAAAGGGUUCCAUGUGUUUUGGCCCUGCAAAUUUCACCCUCCACCUAACUCCCGAACCCCUGGUCUGAUCUGGGUGAAUUUUAGAUAUCUUAGUCACCCAGAUCAGGGCUACCAAAGGGUCUCCGUUCGGGAGGUAAAAUACACAGAAAUACAUGACAUCCACCAUUAAAACGGCAUUCGCAUGAAUGCCCUUGUUCGGUACUCCAAACUCACUGAACGGGCGGCUGACUCGUCUUCCCGUUCGUGAGUUAUGGAGCUCUGGAGGUGUCAGCGGUGUUCGGGUAAUCGAGUGUCCGAUUUGAGUUCCAGAUACUCGACGACCAAACAACGCUGAGCCUUUUGUGUGUAAGAUGGCCGCUGCCACGUGUUCGCAUGCCGUAUGGCGGCCACCCAGAUACAUCCAUAAACCACCUAUUAGUCUGCGGUUAACAAGUACCUUACUGCUUAAUUAGGGACACACUUCACUCUGGGGUGGUCUAUUAAUUCGGUAGUUUCCAUUCGUAUGAAAUACAGAUGUAAACUACCGAACAAUCAUACGAAUGCCAGUUACAAUGAAAUACAAAGCAGAAACAACACAUGAAUUGCAGGAUUCUCAUAGUCUUUAAGGACAGCCACAGUACCAUCCGCUACACACACCAUGACACAGACACACACACACCAUACAGACAGACACACACACACACCAUACAGACAGACAGACAGACAGACACACACACACACACAAAAUAAAUAACACACACACACACACCAUACAGACACACACACUAUAACAGACACACAUUACUAAUACCUGUCAGGGGGAGGUCUUCUGGCGGCCGCUGGGGGAACUGCGCUGGCUCUGCUCCCCAGCAGAUGUCAUAUUCCGGCCCCGGUCUCAUUAAGCUGCGAUCGAGGGCGGGAGAGCAGAGACAGCGCAGCUCCCCCAGCGGCCGCCAGAAGACCUCCCCCAAUGGCCGCCAGAAGACCCAGGUGUCUGACCGGCCCCAAUUGCCGACGGCCCACCGGGAAAUUUCCCGGUAUCCCGGUGGACCAGUCUGGCCCUGGAAACCAUCAACUGCUUAUCAGGAAACAUAAUGACAUUGACAGGUUAUUCACUACAGUGAGAAUUCAAAGUGAAAUAAGUCAAACUAGAAAAAGAGUCAGCUCUGCUCUCAGCUUGGCUACUCUGGCCUUAAAUUGGAAAUUCACUCUGAAUUCUCUUUAAAUGAAAUGUAAAUAACACAAGAAAUAAAAAUGACCAGCUGAGGUCCAAUAUGUGAUCACACAAUGUUUUCUGCGUCCUGCGCAAGGCAGAACAUAAUGGGUUCUGCAGGACUCUUAUUUUAAAUGUAUAUUAAACAUUUAGCUACUGACAUCACUACCCAGUUCAGUCCUGGCACAGUCUGGCACAGCCUGGCACUGAAGGAGGACAUACAGAAACAUUGUUUCAGUUUCUGCUCCUCUCCCAAUGCUGACUGCCAGGUGCGAAGGACAGAUGUUAUAACAGUGACUGGCUGGAAACUAAGAUGGAGGUGCCCAGCCCUAGGAUAUAAAUGUGCAGAUUUUUACAUUGACUUUUAUUUUCACAUCUCACAAACACAUAUUUGUUAAAUAGAGGGAUAAGAGAACGUUAGAAAUCCUGGAAGGUGACAGCUCCUCUUUAAAUGGUCCAAGUAACUCAUUCGUAUACAAGACAAAUAUAUUUAUUAUCCUCCAUAUGGAUGUACAAUAGAUUACAUUAUUCCCCUUUGUCUUCCAGCCAAUGGACCCAUCGCUGAGAAUCUGCAGCAAGCCCUCCUGCCUGUGGUGGAUCACGCCACCUGCACCCAGCGCGACUGGUGGGGAACUCAGGUCAGGACCACCAUGGUCUGUGCUGGAGGCGACGGCAUUGUGUCCGGAUGCAACGUAAGACAUCUUUUCUUAUCAAAUUCUUUUCCUGUAUUUAUUUAUUUAUUUAUUUAUUAAGACAUCUUUUCUUAUCGAAUCCCCUUUUCCUGUAUUUAUUUAGUAAGACAUCUUUUUCUUAUCGAAUUCCCUUUUUCUGUAUUAAUUUAUUACAAAUGUCUGGAAACCUAGGUACACGGUGCUGUGUCCUGUAUCUGUAUUUUAAAUCUUUGUGUAAAGAUGGAGCUGGUUCAGACAAACUAUAUAGAUUUUUAUAGAACGUGGUCAUUCUUGCCUCACAUGUAAGUAAUAAGUUAAUUGGCUGCACCCAUUUACAUUUACUGAUUAGAUAUGUAUGUUUUCAAAGGGAGAUUCUGGCGGACCCCUCAACUGUCAGGCAGCAAAUGGAAACUGGGAGGUCCACGGUGUGGUCAGCUUCGGCUCUGGUCUGAGCUGUAAUUAUGAGAAGAAACCUACUGUCUUCACCCGUGUGUCCGCUUACAUUGACUGGAUCAACGAGGUGGGUGUCACUGGAUUCCACUACCAGUAUACAUGUCUGUUUAUUUGUGCUGUGCAUGGGGACAUUAGUUAGAAAGUUUGGAUGGUCUGUAUAUUUUAUAGACAAUUCCAGAUUGAGACACAGUCAACCCUGUAUGAUUAGUGUCUUCUUUCUCAUCUCAGCUGUAAUCAGUAAAUAUUCCAUGGAAUGAUCCCUCUAUCACUGCCAUGAAAACUCGCCCUCCCUGCCCUCUGAUACAAAAGUCUUCUCUCAAACUGCCACACAACUCUAAAAAUUCACUUGCAACUGCCCCCUCAAAAUGUACCGAAAAUAAAUUCUUACACAAACUCUGCAAAUACCAUAUCUGCAUAGUUUGUGGUAAUAUUACAACUUGUUGAAGUGGUUAUGGUGCAGGAAUGCUGUGGGUUCCAUCUCUCCACUCUUCUGUCAAAGAGUUCCCAGUUUCUGAAAUAUCAGUGUGGCUCUCCGCAGGACCUAAAGCCUCCCCCGCCUCCUCCCCCCAUGUCCGGGGCUGUCGUGAGAGGGGUACAGCCGAUAUGGCUAUAAAAUCAUCCCCAAUGUGCAUAUAUAUUAUUGCUAUAUACCGGUAUAUGUGCCUGUGCAGGCCACUGGUGGAAUGUAUAGUGAAGAGGGGGCGCAGCAAACGCAAUCUUUAGCUUCCGCGAGAGUUGGAGAGAGGAGCUUUUGGAAGCACACCUUAUUCUCCAGCCCAAGUAUUUGCACAGGCUAGCAGGAUUUCACCAAGCUGAACCUCCAUUAACCCAUACGGUGCUGAUGAAUUGGAACAGGCUCCCAGUAUAGUAAUACUCUUUAUGCACAAAUAUCAGAGAUGCAACGAAAAUAACAAAAUGGGCAACAGAAACGCAGCUGCCUAAAGAAACACUGGACAUGAUCCCUCCAGGUUUCACUGACAUUUUCUGAAGCAUUUGCAUUCUGACAUGAAUUUCCUUUUUGCAGAAAAUCAUCAACAACUAAAGAAAACCUUCAAUAUCCAAUAAGUUUUCUGCUGAGGAUUCACCGUGACUUGAAGUCCUAACUGGGCAUUCCUUAUGUUUCUGUCAAUAUCGAGAACAAUGUAAGGAAGUUACUCAUUCCUAAUAAAACAAUCCAGCAAUGAAAUGGCUCCAACUAAUUAUUUCUAAACUUUCUGUCAAUGAAUUUCUAUAAACUAUUUGGCCGAGUACAAUGAGAACUGGAGUAUCAGCGAUUUCCAAG